Bacillus rossius redtenbacheri is the source of this 2382-nucleotide messenger RNA. RefSeq lists its product as uncharacterized. The coding region runs from base 269 to 2107 and encodes 612 amino acids. The record is from RefSeq and is a predicted model, not a curated record. The transcript is spliced from 13 exons. Lineage: Eukaryota; Metazoa; Arthropoda; Insecta; Phasmatodea; Bacillidae.
AAAAACGCGCGCUUAAAAAUAAAAAACAUCCAGGGGGUAGGCGCUCCCGAUCGGCUAACUUCGGAAAGGAUCGGCAUUUGCGGCCAGUUGCAGGAAGGUAGCAUUGCUGUCGCUAGACUCUUGUUAUUUGAUUAAGCUCUCUAUUAUAUACAUAUGCUUGAAGACUUGUUAUCAUUAGGUUUGUCUAUGGCAGAAGUACAGUGUUCUGUUUGUUAUUUGCUGGCAGUAAGAGGUUUGAGAUACAGAAUUUGCAAAUACGCCUAUCAUAAUGGAUACCUCAGACAUACGAAAGAAAGUGAAAAGAUUGUUUGAUGUCUACUUUACGUUCAAACGAUUGUGCAUCACCUGUUUAGUACUGCUGGUCCUUAUCUGGUACUUUGGCCCGAAGUCACUUGUCACCAGAUUUUCCUUUAGCAUGGUUCCAUCACCAGGUUCUGCUGAAAAAUGCCUACAGGAUAGUUUGGCCCAAUAUAGAAUAGAUGAAAAGGAGUUUAAUGUAAAUAUUCAGCAUGUUCCUUUAUCAGAAAAUCAGAAAGUCUACCUUCCUUACAUUGGAAAUGGUCUGUUCGGCCUAACAUUGAAUGCUGACAGUUCUCUGUACAUACGGAAUGGCCGUUGCUUGUCUCGGCCUGUGCACUGGCAUCCAAACAUCGUUACCACCUUCAAGAUUUCUAACUCAGAAGAAGCAAUACUUUUGCAUUACGUGACUGGCAUGGCUCAUAAGUACCAGUGUUUCUCGAAUGGGCUGUCCAUUACAUCUGAACAUUAUGCCCAUCGCAGACUUCGAUCACUUUUGGUCCAGACCAUCAGGUUGACAAACCCUACGGAUGCACCACUGGUGGUGGAAUUUCAGCGCCUGGAGACCAAUCAUUGGUCCUCAUUCACCUCGCAAGUGAUCAACCUCAAGAACGGUGAUGAGGAAAAUGAAUACCAAGUUAUAACAGGUUCUGUGGAGGCUUCUACAAGUGAAGUUAUUGCAGUGUCUAUAGUGUCCAGGAAGAUGACUCAGCAUUUCCCGGUAAAACCACACAGUUCUGUUACAAUUGAUGUGCUUACGACUGUUUCAUAUUCAAAACCUGUAAAAAAAGAUUCUUAUACAGUUACAAAGGAAGUUGUGGAGAAGCAGGCAAUUGAGAACUUGAAGAAAGCGCUCCAGAGAGGCAUAAGGAAAUUGAGAGAAGAACACAUUGGGGUCUGGCAGCAGCUGUGGAGGACGGGCUUAUCCAUCAGCUACUCAAAGGCAGCAAAUGUUAUCAAUGGCGAUAAGAUCAAUGCCACCUUGUACUACGUCAUGUCGCAAGUGCCUUCUCUGUUGAAUGAAGAAUCUGUUACCAAAGAGAAGAAACCGGAAUUGGCCACCAGUCUGUCUCUAGCCGAAGGCUGCUACAAUGACCGCCAUACGUUACGUGCAGUGACACUGUGGAAUGACCUGUCAACUAUUGAUGAAAUAAAUGCAGUUGUAUCUGUAUGGUUAAUCACCUUGGAAAAACGGGGAUGUCACAAUCUGCUGACAUCCGGGGCAGUAGGGACAUUGCAAGCGAUGGUUCUUAGUUUUGGUGGCUUCCGCUUCAGCAACAAACAUCUGGAGUUCCACAUCCACCCUAAAUAUCUUCACAGAGACUACUUUUUCAGGCGCAUAAGCUAUGGAAACACAACACUUGUAAAUGUCAGUGUUGUCGUACAAGAAGAUAACAAGGCUAUAAUUUACGCAUCAUUAGACCAACAUGAUACUUCUUAUUAUGCCUGUGAUGGUGGCUGUUUGGAUGACCCAGUGCAGUUAGGGUGGGAGAGGAAAUGGUUUCCAGUAAAGUUGACUGAUCCUGUUACUGCAGUGCUGUAUAUAUCACAUGAUAGAAAGCAUUUAGAAGAGAUGCACCAUGCUAUUCACGUAAAAGAAGUAGUAGAAGCACCACCUCACGAACACCAUGUUAUUGCACUUCACAAACAUGGCCAUCAUUUUGGAGGGCUGCCAACCUUGUUUUGGGUUUCCAUUUGUUUUCUCAUCAUCAUCUUCCACCUGUUCCUCUUCAAGUUGAUUUACAACGAGUACUGUGGUUCUUCAGAAAAGUACCGCAACAGAUGUCGCUCCAUCUUAUCAUCCAUGUAGAAGAGUUACCCGAAAAGCUAACAAGAAUAUUGCCAUGGAAAUGGAAGUAUGGUUAAGGAAAUAUUUUUCAAAUGUUUGUAAACAGUAAACAACAUAUAAAAAAUCUUAUAACUGUAAAAUUAAAAUACAAACAACCCUAUAGCAAAUUUAAUUUCAAUAUGAAAAAGUCUACAAUAAUGUUUACAAGAAACGAAAUUGCAAUAGCAAUACAAAAAUAUCGCAAUUUUGUUACAUUGUUAACAUAUAUUUAUUUUUAAUAAAGGCAAUAAAAAUGA